AUGUCUCUUGGUCCAAUCUCCCCUGCAGGAACCGUUUUCGCGCGGCCAGAAGCCUCGCUUCGCCCCUUCGCCAACUCGCAGCAUGACCAGGCCAUCGAAAUUAUCGAUGUCAAAAUGUCGAACGAACAUCAAGUUCACUCCAACGCAUCGCCUCCGGUCUACAGCGCUACGCCUCUGGGCUUUGGCGCGAGCGGUACACCGGUCCAGAGCUCAGUGUGGUGGGUGUGCUGCCACUGUUCAAAUAUGGUCAAUCCCAUACUAGCCGACGAACGAUGCCCGAUCUGCGGACACUGUCGGGGUGCCUGCUGCGGCACAGUUACUGUUUAG
Molecule: messenger RNA, 327 nt
Organism: Penicillium macrosclerotiorum
Lineage: Eukaryota; Fungi; Ascomycota; Eurotiomycetes; Eurotiales; Aspergillaceae
Exons: 1
Coding region: 1-327 (108 amino acids)
Source: RefSeq, a predicted model, not a curated record